UAGUACUUGACUGAAAUGCUUCACUUUCAGUUUAUAGGAAAGAAGGCUGCUUAUGCCUUGAGUGAGGGUCUUGGAGUUAUAGCUUGCAUUGGAGAACUAUUAAAUGAGAGAGAAGAAGGGAAAACUUUCGAUGUUUGUUUUCAACAAAUGAAGGCUUUUGCAGAUGCUGUGCCCAGUUGGGAUAAUGUAGUAAUUGCUUAUGAACCUGUAUGGGCAAUUGGAACUGGUAAAGUGGCCUCACCUCAACAAGCUCAGGAAGUACAUGUAGCUGUUCGUGAUUGGCUAAGAAAGAAUGUUUCAGCAGAAGUUGCUUCUAAGACACGUAUUAUCUAUGGAGGAUCUGUAAAUGGUGGCAACUGUGCUGAGCUUGCAAAACAAGAAGAUAUUGAUGGAUUUCUCGUUGGCGGUGCUUCCUUGAAGGGUCCCGAGUUUGCGACCAUUGUCAAUUCUGUAACUUCCAAGAAGGUUGCUGCAUGAUCAUGCAUGGUGGUUUUGGCACCUGGGCAAAUAAAUGGUUAUGGAAUCGCCUUUAUGUUGGAAGCGUCAAGUGCCAAGCAUUUGAAUUAGUUCAGUUUGGUAGGAUUUUGAUCAUUUUACAUUUUCCCGGCCACAAUCAUUUCACUUUGAUUUGGUUGCUCCAUCUGUUUGAGCAAGACAUAUUAAGGUAUAAAAUAAUUGUCAACAUAAUGGCAUAUAUGUUUAA
Messenger RNA from Camellia sinensis, 703 nucleotides. NCBI's taxonomy places the organism in Eukaryota, Viridiplantae, Streptophyta, Magnoliopsida, Ericales, Theaceae. The record is from RefSeq and is a predicted model, not a curated record.